AUGUUCUCCGCAUCCGAGCAACAGCAGAGUUUAUCCGUAGAGGAUUACUUCACCUCCACCCUCAACGACACAAGCUUCGAAGAUUUCCCACUUCCAGCCGCCGACGAAAGCGAAACGGCGUCGCUUCACCAACCGCUGUCGAAUGCGCGCCCGUCGGUGGAAGAUCUGGUCAGAAUCGCCUCGUCGAAAUUCAUCCAGUCACGCUCCGUCGCCGCCUUGCCCCAGUUUCCAGAGCUCACCGCCCUCUCCGAGGAAGAAUGGCAGAGCGUGGAGCUCGCUCGGCUGCUACUAGAAGCAGCCGAGGAAAUCGGCGCGCGCCGCUUCGCACGCGCGAAGCCGCUGCUCGAGCGGUGCGACUGGGCUUCCUCUCCGACGGGAACUCCGGUGCAGAGGCUGGUCUUCUACUACUCCCGCGCCUUGCGUGACCGAAUCGAUCGCGAAACUGGACGAAUCGCGUCGCGAGACGUGGCGAGAGAGCAGUCGUUCGAUCUGUACAAGGUCAUGAUGACGCCGAGCAUCGCGGCGGCGGAAUUCCACAGGAAAGUCCCCUUCGCGCAGGUGGCCCAGUUUGCCGGGAUCCAGUGCAUCUUCGAACACGUGGAGCGAUCCCGAAACAUCCACAUCAUCGACCUCGGGAUACGGUGCGGGCAGCAGUGGACGAUCCUGAUGCACGCGCUGUCGUCGAAGAAACGGUGUCGCAUCAAGCGGCUCAAAAUAACUGCUGUCACGACUCUGGCCAAGGGCCCGAUCGAGGAGAUUGGGGAACGGCUAGUGGGGUUCGCCCAGACCAUGAACCUGCACUGCUGCUUCGAGGUGAUCGCGGUUAGGGAUUUCGCGGAGCUGAACCGGGCCCACUUCACGCUGGUGCCGGGUGAGGCUGUUGCGGUGUUCGCCGAGCACGUGGUCAGCACGCUGACCGAGCCUUCGAACCGGCUCGACUCGUUGGUUCGGGCGGUACGGAGCCUGAACCCGAGGGUCAUGGUCGUGACGGAGGUGGAAGGGAACCAGAACUCGGUGGCAUUCGUGAGUCGGUUCGUGGAGACGUUGUUCUUCGCGAGCGCGUACUUCGAUUGCCUCGAGAAAUGCCUGGGUGGUCAGGACGAGCCGCUCAGGGGGUUCGCCGAGUCGACCCUGAUGGGAGAAGGCAGCAAGAUUGUGCUGGCGAUCGAAGGGCCCGAGAGGAUUAUUAGGAACAUGAAGGUGGACGUCUGGAGGACUUAUUUUCAACGGUUUGGAAUGGCAGAGGCUAAGUUGAGCUCGUCGUCGUUGUAUCAGGCAGAGCUAGUGGCAAAACGACUGCCGAGUUGGAGUCCUUGUACGGUUGGGAUGGAUGGGAAGAGCUUGAUCGUAGGGUGGAAGGGUAUGCCAAUUAAAUCGGUUACUGCUUGGAAGUUCUGA
Linum tenue is the source of this 1398-nucleotide messenger RNA. The record is from the annotation of a GenBank genome assembly. Lineage: Eukaryota; Viridiplantae; Streptophyta; Magnoliopsida; Malpighiales; Linaceae.